Nannospalax galili (Upper Galilee mountains blind mole rat) is the source of this 4974-nucleotide messenger RNA. It is a transcript of the gene Cobll1, whose product is annotated as cordon-bleu WH2 repeat protein like 1. The record is from RefSeq and is a predicted model, not a curated record. The transcript is spliced from 15 exons. Gene Ontology annotation, molecular function: actin monomer binding. The coding region runs from base 8 to 3805 and encodes 1265 amino acids. Lineage: Eukaryota; Metazoa; Chordata; Mammalia; Rodentia; Spalacidae.
CUUUCUGAUGACUUUCGUCCUGGGGCUACCCGGGGUUGUGGAAGGCCACGCGAUCGCCAGGGAUUGGAUGAGGAGUCCGGAGCAAAAGUGGAGGAAACCAAAAGCCAAGGCACCGCUUCCUCCUGCUGAGACCAAAUGCCCGGAUGUCUGUCCUGCUGAUGAGUCAGUAGAGCCGCCUGCUGCCAUCAUGGAGCAGAAUGAAAACAUGGUAGACAAAGACAUUGAGCUCUCAGUAGUCCUACCCGGAGAUAUUGUCAAAUCUACCACUGUUCAUGGCAGCAAGCCAAUGAUGGACUUGCUGGUAUUCCUCUGCGCACAGUAUCGCCUAAAUCCAUCAAGUCACACCAUUGAUUUGCUGUCUGCUGAACAGAAUCACAUCAGAUUUAAGCCAAAUACACCAAUAGGAAUGCUGGAAGUAGAGAAGGUCAUUUUAAAGCCAAAAACUCUGGAUAAGAAAAAGCCUACACCUAUAAUACCAGAGAAAACUGUGAGAGUAGUGAUCAAUUUUAAGAAGACACAGAAGGCCAUAGUGAGAGUUAGCCCCCAUGUCCCACUGGAAGACCUUGUUCCUGUUAUAUGUAGUAAAUGUGAAUUUGAUCCGUUACAUACAGUGUUGUUGAAAGACUAUCAAGCUCAGGAGCCCCUUGACUUGACAAAAUCUCUUAAUGACUUGGGGCUGAGAGAGUUAUAUGCCAUGGAUGUUAGCAGAGCACCUUCUGUUACUGCCUUCAGUAAGUCAUCUUUACAAGAGUCCUGCCAAGUAUCACAAAGCCUAGAAAUUAUGAAGGAGAAAGAAAAUAAAGGAUUUUUUAGCUUUUUUCAACGCAGUAAGAAAAAGCGGGAACAAACUGUCAGCGCCCCUGCAACCCCUUUAGUAAACAAGCACCGUCCAUCUUUUACGAGGUCCAACACCAUUUCCAAACCCUAUGUUUCCAACACACUGCCCUCGGAUGCACCCAAGAAGAGACGGGCACCAUUGCCUCCAAUGCACAUGACCCAGGGCGAGGCCCAGGCCCAGGAGAGGUGUGCUUCUCUUGCAGUAAGAUCCACAAGUAUGGAUGACGCUGAUAAGAGUUCCUCUGAUGGAGACAUAGUGAGGACUGGGUCACUGCAGCUCAGUAGCACAUCAGUAGGAAAUUCAUCUCUGAAAAGGACAAAGCGCAAAGCACCUGCCCCACCCUCCAAAACAUACCUACAUCAAAGCGAUGAAAAUGGUCAUGCAGCUGCUAAUGCCCUGCAGUCAGUAGAUGGAGUUACUCCAGAUGGUGGUUCAGAAGCGGCCUCUCCUGAGAGCCUGUCUACCCCAGAGGGCUCCCUUGGCCCUGGGCCGUUCAUCCAGGAGCAGUGCACUGUGCCCAAAGCUGCAGAUGAAACCUCGCUCUCUGAGGGCCCUGGAACUCCGGAGGCAGCUGUAGCUUCCUUGACAUCUGGCAUUAGCUCUGAUUAUAGUCUUGAAGAAAUAGAUGAAAAAGAAGAACUAAGUUCAGUGUCUAAAGAUCAGGCUGAAAAUGUUUCUGUGAAGUCACCUGACAUUCCUUCUGUAUCUACUGAUGUAAUAAAUACACUGGAGAAUGAUCCUGACUCUGCCCUCGGCCUCAGUGAUGGAGAGGCCUCACCUGGCUCCAAGGGAAACCCCCAAGAAAGCAGAAACACGGAUGGACAAGAGCUACACAGUCCUGCAUAUGACACAAACAAUGAAGAGAUAGCAGCCAAUUGUGUGAGAGACUCGAAGACAUUGGACCCCAAACAAGAGAGUGUUCAAAAUGAAAUCGUGGUCUCUACAAUGAACACAGAAGACUAUGUGCAAAGCAGAGUGAGGAGAACAGAAACUAACGUAGAUGGCGAAGCCCCAACUAAAGACGUGGAAGUUGGUAGCUUGUCAGGCUUUCCUGUACAUAGAACUGAUAAUGUUAAAAAUUUCAAAGAAAAUCAUUUGGCAGCAUCAUCAGUACCAGAUCAGAAACUUCGUCAACCCAGUGCAGAAAGGACAAACAUGCAAGAUGCAUCAAUUCAAGCAACUCCUUCCUGCAAUAGUUUUGAUGGCAAUCACCAAGACCAUAAUUUGUCUGACCUCAAGGUUGAUGGAAGUGUGCAAACUUCAAAUAGUAGCAAAUCAACUCAGCAUUCAUCCUUAAGUCUCCAAGAAGCUGCAGAUGCCACAAGAGAAUUGAGGAGUCAGGGUACCUCAACACAUGCACAAGAUAGGCUCGCCACCAGAGCGCCCGUGAGCGCAUAUGGGAACGAUGACCUUUUGUCUCCUCCAGAUGGGGUUGAUAAAAAUCCAACUGCUUCUCACCUAAAGAAUUUUCCACUUUACAGACAGGACUAUAAUCCCAAACCGAAACCUUCAAAUGAAAUUACCAGAGAGUAUAUACCUAAAAUUGGAAUGACUACUUAUAAAAUAGUGCCUCCCAAGUCCCUGGAAAUGGUGAGAGAUUGGGAAUCAGAAACUGUAGGGUAUAAAGAUGACCAAAAGACACAUGUGGGACAAAAGAACACUCUUGAGAAUAUGAAAGAACCUGCCAUGCAAACAGAAGCCCUUGCUACUUCUGAAGGCCCAAAGGAACAGCAGCCGGACCUUAAACCAAAGCCCAGCUUGGGAACAGAGCGUCAGUUGCAUAGGACUGUGAGCUCACCCGAUGGUGCUGCAGUGAAUCCUCUAAAACCUCCCAGAACAGCUAGGGAUACUGGAGUCAUUCCUUUUGCACCAAAUCUGGAAGAUAUAAACAAUAUUUUGGAGUCGAAAUUUAGAUCAAGGGUUUCAAAUCCCCAGGCCAAACCAAGUUCAUUUUUCUUACAGAUGCAGAAAAGAGCAUCAGGUCACUAUGUGACAUCUGCAGCUGCUAAGAGUGUCCACACUGCCCCUACUCCCACCCACAAGGAACUAACAAAUAAAGAGGUGGAAAGGGACCCGCUGCCUCCUCCAGAACAGAUUCCUUCUCCAUUAUGUGAAAGGACUCACUCUGUUCCACUGCCCCACAUUACAAAGACUGAUGGUGACACAGCCAGCCAGAAGCCUGCAGAGACCUCUCCUCCUCCUGUAGCUCCUAAGCCUGUAUCUCUUCCUGCAGAGACCUCUCCUCCUCCUAUAGCUCCCAAGCCUGUGUCUCUUCCUGCAGAGACCUCUCCUCCUCCUGUAGCUCCCAAGCCUGUAUCUCUUCCUGCAGAGACCUCUCCUCCUCCUGUAGCUCCCAAACCUGUGUCUCUUCCUGCAGAGACCUCUCCUCCUCCUGUAGCUCCCAAGCCUAUGUCUCUUCCUACUGAGACCUCUCCUCCUCCUGUAGCUCUUAAGUCUGGCAGUCAGGCAGCAGCACCCAACCUGAAGACCUUGAAAACAUUCGGGGCCCCACGACCAUACUCCAGUUCUGCUCCCUCACCGUUUGCCCUUGCUGUGGUGAAAAGGUCUCAGUCAUUCAGUAAAGCACACCCCCCAUCAUCUAGUGAGGGGUCAUUUGCCCAGUCUCCAACUGACACAGAGAAUGAAAAGGCAUGUGUGGUACAUAAACCUGAAGAUGUCCCACAACAGGAUGAAGAUGAUAAGCAAAAUAAAUCUGCACGUAAUGAACAGAAGUCUCAAAUCCCAACUCCAGCCGACUGCCCGUCGUUCACCCUUAAGAGGCAGAGUUCUUUAACAUUGCAAAGCUCUGACCCGGAACAGAUCCGGCAGAGUUUGCUGACCGCAAUCCGUUCUGGAGAGGCUGCUGCCAAGUUGAAAAGAGUUACUGUUCCAUCCAAUACAAUAUCUAUGAAUGGAAAGUCAGGACUCAGCCAUGCCGCGUGCUCUGAUGCCCAGGACAGCCGCUAAAUGUCCCCCUGCCGUAACUGCUCCUCACCAGUUCCACUUCACAGACCAACUUUCUGCCAACAAAGAAUGUUGGAAAAUGUAUAGUCAGAUGUACACUAAUAUAUUAUCUGUUAAAGUAUAAGCACUUGUGUUACAGAUUUUAAUGCCCAAAGAAAAUUACUAGAAUUUAUAAUUUAUAAUAAUUUUUUGGUCUUUUUUGUCUUAAGAGCUAAAUAUGCUGCUUUUAGAACCUUUAAACAAGGUGUAAAUGAUUUUCAUUUUUUUCAAAAUGAGAAAUAAUCACCUUUUGUUGAUUCCUCUUAAAAUACAUUGUAUACUCUGGUGACUGAGACAUUAGUAUAAAUUGAGAUUUAUAAACAUAUGUGUAUGGCACAUAAACAGGCAAACAGAAAUUAACAUUUGUUGCUUCAGUGCUCCGGUGUAAUUGGAAACAUAAGUCAUAAUAAAGCCUGUUUUAUAUUAAAGCAUGAUCUAGAACACUAGUAAUUUCAAAGAAGUUUGUUCAGUUCAAUUUUUUUCAUCGACUCACUUGUACAAGACUUAUUUUAUUCAUUCUUUAAUUACAAAUGAAUGUCCAAUCUAGAGGAAACAACGUUUCAGUACUUUUUAAGAAAAACACUUUCAUCUUUAGAAGUUACAUUGCACAAGGAAGAUUUACAAGGUUUUCUGUAUAUAAUUAUGAUAUUGUCAUACAGAUAUUACAUAUUUUAUGUAAUGCCAGAAGCCUUAAAAAUGUUCCUGUGAAAAUGUUGAUAUAUUGUGACAGUUGUUUCACAUUUGAGAUGUAGAGAGGAAUGGGGGUUAGUUUGUAUCCAUGUUCAAAACUUGGAAGAAGAUUUAGAUGUUCUCAGAAUCCUAGUUUUAAUUCAAGUAAAAUGAUAAACUCUCCAUUUAUGUAGCUCAGAUGGCAGUACUCUAAAUAAUAUAUACUUUUACAAAAGCCAAAUGGUUAAGCAAAGCUGUGCUUGAUUUGUUGGCUUUGAACUAUUCUGAGGUCUAGAAUUUGUUGGUAUCUUGAACCUGCUUCAAGAAUUUAAUUACUUGUUGAUUCCUAAGAAUUUGUUCAAACACAGUGACACUGUCAGUUUUUGCUAAAGCUACUGGGACAUCUGCCAUUUUGACAAACACAGUUUUUUUUCCUGUUUAAUAAAAGCAACCUAAAUAUUUGA